Molecule: messenger RNA, 1559 nt
Organism: Prosopis cineraria
Lineage: Eukaryota; Viridiplantae; Streptophyta; Magnoliopsida; Fabales; Fabaceae
Product: homeotic protein knotted-1-like
Exons: 5
Coding region: 498-1445 (315 amino acids)
Biological process (GO): regulation of DNA-templated transcription
Cellular component (GO): nucleus
Molecular function (GO): DNA binding; DNA-binding transcription factor activity, RNA polymerase II-specific
Source: RefSeq, a predicted model, not a curated record
UCUCAUUUUAACCAAAUGCCUUUUCUUUUCGUCCUCUAAACGUGAGAAGGUCCUGUCGACGACUCCCACCCCUCAGCACGGAGGUAUUGCCGGUAUUCUCCACUCCACACCGUCGCCCCUCCUCUAUCGCCUUCCUCAACUCCGUACACCCACGCCAUUAUAUCUGGUGCAACCACCUAAUUUAAUCAUCUCUAGAGCUCACAUCAACUCUUGUUUUUUUUUUUUUUUCCAAACCCUUUCGUGUUCUUGGUCCUGUGUCUAUCCUCCACGGCCUAUAGUCUGGACUUUCUUGAUCUACCACGUUGACACGAAUGGUUAUGACGUAGGGUUUUUGUGCUGGCCUUCCUCUUCCCUCGUAUCUUGGAGCAGUUCGAGCAAGCUCUUGUAUAUCUGAGUGAGCUUAUAGAGUCGGACGUAUCAUUUAAUGGACGAAUAUGGUAACCGGGUGAGUGAAAGCCCAGGUUCAAGGCAUAAUUUCCUGUACUCAUUCGCUGCGGAUGGAGGUUCAAGCACGGGAAACCAUCACCAGUCGUACUACCUUUCAUCUUCAAUCAGGUGGAUCGGAAUGCUAUCAAUCUGUGAAAACCAAAGCCAACACCUCCAAUCACACUCAGAUUUUCCACUAUCCUUUGAUCAGACAAAGUCUUCAAACUCGCGGAGGAAGCCAAACCUCUGACGAAGUUGAAUCUCUCAAAGCUAAAAUCAUUGCUCAUCCUCAAUAUCCCAGCCUUUUGGAAGCUUACAUGAACUGCCACAAGGUAGGAGCUCCGCCGGAAGUGGUGGCGCGUCUGACUGCGGCGAGGCAAGAGUUCGAGGAACGACAGCGAUCUUCGGUCAGAUCGAGGGAAACUUGCAAGGACCCAGAACUCGACCGAUUCAUGGAAGCUUACUAUGACAUGCUUGUGAAGUAUGGGGAGGAAUUAACAAGGCCAAUUCAAGGGGCAAUGGAUUUCAUACUCAAAAUCGAAGCUGAGCUCAAGGUGCUUUGUAAUGGACCUGUACGCGUCUUCCCCGAAGAUAAGGGCGACGGCGUGGAUUCAUCUGAAGAGGAUAGAGAUAAUAGUUGUGGAGAAGAAGAAAUGCCCGGAAUCGAUCCUCGAGCUGAAGAACGUGAGCUUAAGAACCACUUGCUAAGAAAAUAUAGUGGGUACUUAAGUAGCCUCAAGCAAGAACUCUCCAAGAAAAGGAAGAAAGGAAAGCUGCCUAAAGAUGCUAGGCAACAGCUACUGACCUGGUGGGAAUUACACUAUAAAUGGCCCUAUCCUUCGGAGUCAGAGAAGGUGGCAUUGGCAGAAUCGACAGGGUUGGACCAGAAGCAAAUAAAUAACUGGUUCAUAAAUCAGAGGAAGCGGCACUGGAAGCCAUCAGAGGACACGCAAUUUAUGGUGAUGGAAGGUCUGCAUCAACGGGAGCCCAGUCUUUAUAGACGUUCACCACAUGGCUAAUGCUCACUGCCGUCUUGGACCAUGACCCCCUGCAGCACUUCCUGAUUAUAUGUGUGUGUAUGUAUAUUUGGGAAACAAGUUCUUGUUUCUUGUGCAGUGUGGGAAUAAUAGAGC